GGUAAUUUGAAGCCACCGGACAAAUGCAGCAUGACGCGUGGUGAGUUGCAGGUGACUCCAACGCCCCGGAUAUCAGAGCCACAACACCCUCUCCAAUGUUUGCCGAAUUAUAGUACAAGAAUAGAUUCCCCAUCCACUGAAAGCCCGAGACCAAAUCGAGCCCCUUCCUGGUGCAUCGUUGACGAAACAGAACUAUCUUUCGCAUUUGACCCACCCACGGAAGUUGGGGAACCAAGACCACCCCACUCUCAGAUCAGUCCUUUAUACACUGGUGCUUGGUACAGUUAUUCCAGUAACCCGGAAAGUCAAAUUGCCACGGAUACUUUGCUUUGGACCUCAACAAUGCAGCAAUCUGUCGCUUUGUCGUUGCAGAGGACCAUAAUGAGCCGUUUCAGUGAGUGCACAGAAUGCACCGACAGCAGCAUUGGACGAGAAGCUUUCAGUUUUUUACGGAAUUCCAACGCCACCGAGGAGCCGUUGACCACAUCUCUAGGAACACUCUACCGGCGGAUCAGUCAUCCGGAUUACUCCCAGAGCAGUACGCACUGGACUAGUCUCACGUUCGACUUCGGUUUCGGCCCCGAGGCUCGUUUCCACAUGAGAGUUCGAAAGGAUAUCCCACUCAGGUGGUGCUCAGCGGUGAUCGCCUGUCAGUUGGGUAUGCCAGUGGAGCAAGUGAAAGGCCAGAUUGCGCUAUGUCAUCCAACUAAAGAGGUCCAGUUGGACCAGGACUUGAACUGCAAGGAGCUCAUGCUACAGGAACAUUCCAUCAUCUACGUCCAAGCCCCGCUGAGUUGACCGAAGUCAAGCAACUCACGCAAAGAUGCGAUGAGCGAACACAAGGAUAUCUUCUGUUGCCAUGUACUUCCUUCGUUUUCCACUUUUCAAUGUGUUACUGCGGAUUGAGUUUCGGUUUUGAUUACCUUGCUAACUUCAAUUCUUCAAAUCUCAUUAUAUUAUGCUGCCUAGUUAAUUUCAGUAUACUACCUAUGUUACGAUUAUUUGAUAAGUUCACUUUUUCUCCGAACAUUGUACGCAGGAAAACCACUGACUUGAAAGUAC
Messenger RNA from Dicrocoelium dendriticum, 1062 nucleotides. The record is from the annotation of a GenBank genome assembly. NCBI's taxonomy places the organism in Eukaryota, Metazoa, Platyhelminthes, Trematoda, Plagiorchiida, Dicrocoeliidae.